CGUAAGCUUGAAAUAUAAGAAUGAAAUUGAUUGUAUUUAGUUGCAUAAUCCUCGGAGCUUUUGCUUCCGAAGAGUAUGCUCCAAAAUUGGGUUUCCAAUUGGAAAAUAAUAUUCAAGGAAUCAACGAAGCAGCCAAAUAUAAUGAUAAAUUUGAAACAAGCGAUGAAAUUAAUCAAUACGUUGAUGAACUUAUUAAGGAAAUUUACAAGGAGAUGAUUAAGGGUUACGAUCCGAUCAAAUUACCCGAUAUUCACGAAUCCUUCAGUUAUAAACCCAUCAUUAUAACUUAUCAUGGAGAAUUGGAUUUGACUAAAGGAUGGCUUCAAGGUACGUCGAUGUUCAAAAGGAAUGGAGACGUUACUUUCCAUGAAUUAGAUGAGGGCAUUUACGAAUUAAUAGUUCCAUUGAAGUUUGACACCUUCUUGUACAAUUAUGAUUAUUCCGCUAAAAUUAUGAACUUGGGACCAUCCGGCACCGUCGACGGUCAAGUUGAUAAUAUCGAAGUGGUUUGCAGUUUCCUGGUCGUUGCAAACAACAAAUUCAUUAAGUUGCAGACCUAUGAAAUUAAGAAGCACAGCCACAUCAACGUGAAAUGGCACGGCAACGUUUUGGUCGAUUGGUUGUUCAACAUUCUGUCAUCAAUUGUGAAUGGUGUUUUCAAGGAUGGAAUCAAGGAUUGCAUGGAAAUUGGUCUUGCUGACAUCGUUGAAGUAACAACCAAAAUCUGGGAGAAACAAAAUAUUCUUGGAUCUUUAUUUUAAAUUAAUAAACUUAUUGUAAAUUUCAAA
Molecule: messenger RNA, 788 nt
Organism: Nicrophorus vespilloides
Lineage: Eukaryota; Metazoa; Arthropoda; Insecta; Coleoptera; Silphidae
Product: mite allergen Der p 7-like
Exons: 4
Coding region: 21-761 (246 amino acids)
Source: RefSeq, a predicted model, not a curated record